Messenger RNA from Eufriesea mexicana, 2550 nucleotides. Its product is annotated as pantothenate kinase 4. Gene Ontology annotation, cellular component: cytosol; nucleus. NCBI's taxonomy places the organism in Eukaryota, Metazoa, Arthropoda, Insecta, Hymenoptera, Apidae. Gene Ontology annotation, molecular function: pantothenate kinase activity; ATP binding. Gene Ontology annotation, biological process: coenzyme A biosynthetic process. The record is from RefSeq and is a predicted model, not a curated record. Bases 100 to 2475 code for a protein of 791 amino acids. The transcript is spliced from 14 exons.
AAUUACUAUUUAACGUGAUGUAGUUCUUAUAUCGUCUACUAGUCGUGAAAUCAUCUACGUGUUUCGAAGAAUACAGUGCUUUGUUAAAGUUAAUGUAAAAUGGAAACGUUAGAAAUCGACAAUGAACAAACUCAUUCCAUAAAAUUACCAAGUGCGGUUGAAGUGUUCGCAAACUUAAAAAAUGCUCAAAAAUUUGCCAUUGAUAUUGGCUUAUCUUUGACAAAAAUAGCUUACUAUUCAACAAUUAGUUACCGUAAAGCAUUAUAUGAGGAUGCAGGCUUAGGAAAUAGUGGAGAACGUGCAUACAAAGUACACGAAGGCAAUAGACUUCACUUUGUUAAGUUUGAAACAAGAUACAUUGAAAAUUGUUUGGAUUUUGUGAAAGAGAAUUUAGUAAAUGUUGAAAGAUUUCAUGGUAAAAACAUUAAAGUGACAGGUGGAGGAGCAUAUAAAUAUAAUUCUUUGCUACAAGAAAAAUUAGGUUUAAUAGUUGAUAAAGAAGAUGAAAUUGCAUGUCUAAUAAAAGGUUGUAAUUUUUUACUUAAAAAUAUAUCAUGUGAAGCAUUUGAAUUUGAAAGACAUGGAAAUCCUGAAUAUAAAUUUCAAAAAGCUGGUCCUAAUAUAUUUCCAUAUAUGUUAGUGAACAUUGGCAGUGGUGUCAGUAUUCUUAAAGUUGAAUCUGAUAGUGUAUUUGAAAGAGUUGGUGGUACAGCUACAGGUGGGGGAACAUUUUGGGGAUUAGGUUCUUUACUUACGAAAAGAAAGGGCUUUGAUGAAUUACUGCAACUUGCAGAAAGAGGAGAUCAUCGUAAUGUUGAUAUGUUAGUAAAAGAUAUUUAUGGAGGUGAUUAUUCCUCACAAGGUUUACCUGGAGACCUUAUUGCAGCUUCUUUUGGCAAGGCUACUUCUUGUAAUAAUGAAGGGCAACCAAAAUUUUCUGAGGCAGAUCUUGUUAGAAGUCUUCUGCUUACUGUAAGCAAUGAUAUUGGACAAAUAGCAAGUUUGUAUGCAACUGUGCAUGAUAUAAAUAAAGUUUACUUUGGUGGUUAUUUUCUUCGUAACCACCCUUUAUCAAUGCAUACUAUUUCAUAUUCCGUCAAAUAUUGGUCUCAUGGUAAAGUAAAGCCUCUUUUCCUUCGUCAUGAAGGUUAUCUUGGUGCAAUUGGAGCAUUUUUGUAUGGUGCUGAACAAUCUGAUGAAUAUAAUUGGUUAGAAAAUUAUGCAGGGUCUUCAGGCUUUAAAGAUUCAAUAUCUACUGAUCUUGGAAUUAAAGUAGAUCAAUUAGAAAUUGAUCAAGCAGAAACUGCUGUUACAUUUUGCCCACUUUUGAAAGACCCUGCAUCUUACAAUCCUGAUACAACUGAUCUUGCAGAGGACAAAGAAGCUAGAGAUUAUUGGCUUCAAUGUUUUGAAGAAUCUGUGGAUAAAUUUGUGGCUAGAGCUAUUCACAGUCAGCCACAUAGUCCAACCGCAAAACAUAGAGCGACGAAAUUAAAGGAAAAAUAUAUUAAUAGGCUGCAUUAUCUACAUCUUCAACCAUUUGCCUAUGGGACACUUACAGUGAGAGUAUUAUUGGAUACUAUUGAACAUUGUAUGAAGGAGUUUGAUUUCCCUGAUCCCUACUUACAUCAAAAGAAAAAAGAGAAUGAAGAAGCUUUAAAACAUCUGAAAAAUCGGCUAAUGGUUAUCGAUAAAUUGGAAGAAACGGAAAAAAUAAAAGCUUUAAUAUUGGGAGUUUUGAGUGGUAAUAUGUUCGACUGGGGUGCACAAGCUGUUGCGACUUUAAUGGAAACAACAGAUUUUGGUUUUGCUGAAGCACAAUCAAAAAUACCGGGUAGGCCUUGGUUACAAGAUGAUUUAGAGGAUUGGAUAGAGCGAUUAAAAACUGGUGUACCUCAUAAAUGUGCUGCUAUUUUCGUUGACAAUAGCGGUGUUGACAUAGUAUUGGGAAUUUUACCAUUUGCUCGUGAUUUAUUGUUACGCGGAACAAAAGUUAUUCUAUGCGCUAAUUCUAUGCCAGCAUUAAAUGAUGUCACGUAUCCGGAGUUGGUUGUAACAUUACGGGAUGCGGCAAAAAUAUGUAAAGUUAUUAGACAUGCUCUAAAAGAAAAUCGUUUGAUUGCUAUGGAGACAGCACAAGCUGGCCCCUGCCUUGAUUUAAGCCGACUGAGUUUAGACUUAUGUCUCGCAAUGGUGGAACAUAAUGUCGAUCUUAUAGUAUUAGAGGGAAUGGGUAGAACACUUCACACGAAUCUUCAUGCAAAAAUGACUUGUGAAUGUUUAAAAUUAGCAGUUGUCAAAAAUCGAUGGUUAGCUCUUCGAUUAGGCGGUGAUAUUUAUUCUGUAAUUUGUAAAUAUGAACGGCCACAAGCAAAAAGAAAAAUUUAUGACAUAGAAAUAAAAAUGAAAGAAGAAUGCCCAUCAGAGUGUGUGGAGAAUGUAACAAAUGAUUGCACGUGCGAUAUGAAGAAAUAAGAAUAAAAUCGAGUUAAAAAAUCCUACACUAAAGUAUUUCGUUAUUUAUAUUUAGGUAUGUAUAUAAAAAAGAGC